Molecule: messenger RNA, 4667 nt
Organism: Athene cunicularia (burrowing owl)
Lineage: Eukaryota; Metazoa; Chordata; Aves; Strigiformes; Strigidae
Gene: FMNL1
Product: formin like 1
Exons: 29
Coding region: 1-3234 (1077 amino acids)
Biological process (GO): actin nucleation; cortical actin cytoskeleton organization; regulation of cell shape
Cellular component (GO): cytosol; actin filament
Molecular function (GO): microtubule binding; small GTPase binding; actin filament binding
Source: RefSeq, a predicted model, not a curated record
AUGCCGGGGACCACAGCGGAGCCACUUCCUCCCCCCGGGCAUCACGUGCCCACACGGGGCCUCGACGGGACACAGCCACCACCCACCCUGAUACCCAUCACCACCCCACAGAACUCCAUGAACCUGCCCCCGGACAAGAUGAAGCUGCUCAACCAGUAUGACAACGAGAAGAAGUGGGAGCUCAUCUGUGACCAGGAGCGUUUCCAGGUGAAGAAUCCGCCGUCUGCCUACAUCCAGAAGCUGAAGAGCUACUUGGACACGGGUGGUGUAAGCAGGAAGUUCAAGAGGCGAGUGCAGGAGUCAACGCAGGUGCUCCGGGAGCUGGAGAUUUCCUUGAGGACCAACUACAUUGGCUGGGUCCAGGAGUUCCUCAACGAGGAGAACAAGGGACUGGACGUGCUGCUGGAGUAUCUCGCCUUCGCCCAGUGCUCUGUCGCGUACGACAUGGAGAGCGCCGAGAAUGGCAGCCCAGGCUCCGACAAGGGCAAGGGCCUGGAGCGGUCGCUGGAGGACCUGAGCAAAAGCAACUCCUCAUCCCCCACCCAGGGCUCCUCCAAAAUGCGGCACCUCACCGUCAGCUGCUGCCUCUCGAACCAGCACAUCCACACCCUCCUCCGCCACGUCCACCCCAGCGUCCCCUGCGGCGCCCCGGGCAGCGAUGGGGACAGUAGCCCCAAGUCACCCGGCAGCUCCCGGCUGAACCCCUCGCACAGCAGGAAGGCCCUGCGGAACUCCCGCCUCGUCAGCCAGAAGGACGACGUCCACGUCUGCAUCAUGUGUCUCCGUGCCAUCAUGAACUACCAGUCUGGCUUCAGUCUGGUGAUGAACCACCCAGCCUGUGUCAACGAGAUCACCCUGAGCCUCAACAACAAGAACGCCAGGACCAAGGCGCUGGUGCUGGAGCUGCUGGCCGCUGUCUGCCUGGUCCGAGGUGGCCACGACAUCAUCCUGGCUGCCUUCGACAACUUCAAGGAGGUCUGCGGGGAGAAGAACCGCUUUGAGAAGCUGAUGGAAUAUUUCCGCAAUGAGGACACCAACAUCGACUUCAUGGUGGCCUGCAUGCAGUUCAUCAACAUCGUGGUGCACUCGGUGGAGAACAUGAACUUCCGCGUCUUCCUGCAGUACGAGUUCACCCACCUGGGGCUGGACCACUACCUGGAGACCCUCCGCCUCACCGAGAGCGACAAGCUGCAGGUGCAGAUCCAAGCCUACCUGGACAACGUCUUCGACGUGGGGGCCAUGCUGGAGGACUCGGAGACCAAGACAGCGGUGCUGGAGCACAUGGAGGAGCUGCAGGAGCACGUCAGCCAGUUGACGGAGAAGCUGCAGGAUGCAGAGAACGACUCCAUGGCCAAGAUAGCGGAGCUGGAGAAGCAGCUGAGCCAGGCACGGCGGGAGCUGGAGGCGCUGCGGGAGCAGCUGAGCCCGCCGCGGCCACCCAGCCCGCCGACCCCACAGCCCCAGGAGUGCUACCGGCUGGCGCUGGAGCGGCGGCUGGCGGAGCUGGAGGAGAAGGGUUUGGUGCAGAUCCUGCGUGGGCCUGACGGAGACGUCGCCAUCGAAAUCGUCCCUGUUGUCAUAGAAACCCCAGCAGCCCCCGUGGUUACCGGAGAGGCCACCGGCACCGGCACAGAUGCUCCGGCUCCAGCCCCAGCUCCCCCACCUGCACCCGCCGUGCCCCUGCCCCCACCACCCCCACCACUCCCUGGGGGGCUGGAGGGCCCUGUCCCCCCACCUCCACCACCCCCACCCCUCGGUGGGCCAUUUCCAGCCGGGCUGGGUGCCCCCCACGCUGCCGGCGGUUCAGUGAAGGUGAAGAAGCCAAUCCAGACCAAAUUUCGCAUGCCCAUCUUCAACUGGGUGGCACUGAAGCCGAGCCAGAUCGAUGGCACCGUCUUCACGGAGCUAAACGAUGAGAAGGUGCUGCAGGAGCUGGACAUGAGUGACUUUGAGGAGCAGUUCAAGACAAAGGCACAGGGCCCUGGCUUGGACAUCAGUGCCCUCAAGGUGAAGGCCACGCAGAAGGCUCCCAGCAAGGUCACCCUCAUGGAGUCCAACCGAGCCAAGAACCUGGCCAUCACCCUCCGCAAGGGUGGCCGCAACAUCCAGGACAUCUGCAUGGCCAUUGAGACGUAUGACCAGCAAGCCCUGAGCCUCGACUUUCUGGAGCUGCUGCUGCGCUUCCUGCCCACUGAGUACGAGCAGACACUCAUCGGGAAGUUCGAGCGGGAGCAGCAGCCAGUGGAGGAGCUCUCGGACGAGGACCAGUUCAUGAUCCGCUUCAGCAAGAUCCCGCGCCUGGCCGAGCGCAUGAACGUCAUGAUCUUCCUGGGCAACUUCAAUGACACGGCCCAGCUGCUCAUGCCGCAACUCAACGCCAUCAUCGCCGCCUCCAUGUCCCUCAAGUCCUCCAGCAAGCUGCGCAACAUCCUCGAGAUUGUCCUGGCCUUCGGGAACUACAUGAACAGCAGCAAGCGCGGGGCAGCCUACGGCUUCCGGCUGCAGAGCCUCGAUGCGCUUUUGGAGAUGAAGUCGACAGACCGCAAGCAAACACUGCUGCAUUACCUGGUGCGGGUGAUCAUGGAGAAGUACCCCGAGCUGACCGGCUUCCACACCGAGCUGCACUUCCUUGACAAGGCGGGCACAGUCUCCUUGGACAGCGUGUUGCAGGACGUGCGGAGCCUGCAGCAGGGGAUGGAGCUGACCCGCAAGGAGUUCAUGCGGCAGGAUGACAGCAUCGUGCUCAAGGACUUCCUCAAGGUCAACUUGGAGGUGAUGGAGAAGCUGCAGGCUGACAGCAAAACUGCCAAGGAGGCAUACGAGUCAGCCGUGGAGUACUUCGGAGAGAACCCCAAGACCAGUCCCCCCACCACCUUCUUUCCCAUGUUCAUGCGCUUCAUCAGAGCCUACAAGAAAGCAGAGCAGGACAUUGAGCUGUGGAAGAAACAAGAAGCCGCGGCCAAAAAGGCAGAAUCCAGCCCCCCUGGCAGCGAGGAGCAGCCUGAGUUGCCCAUCCAGAAGGCCAAGCGACAGCAGAUGGACAUGAUCGCUGAGCUGAAGAAGAAGCAGAUGGUGAAGGAGCCGCUCAUCUAUGAAGGAAAAGACGGGGCCAUCGAGGAUAUUAUUUCAGAUCUGCGGAACAACCCGUACCGGCGCGCAGACAAGGGCCGCGGCAGCGCCAAGAAGCGGGCUGCGGGGCAGAGCCUGCAGGCGACGCCGGACAUCUCGCUGUGACCGGCGCCGUCCCUGCAGCUGCCAGGACCGGGGCAGGACCACCCUCCUGCUGCAGAUGGGACCGCAGGAUGUCACCCUGUCAGCCUGGGAAGACGCGGGGCGGGGGGACAGUGCCCGCUCCUGGCUGCUCCAGCCGCUUGGCACGCCAGCUCCCACCCUGCAUGUCCUUGGCUCCGGCGCGGGGAUCCCCGGCGCUUGCUUAGCAAAGCCUCUGAGCUCCUCUCCUCCAGGCUGGCAGGGCCGGGGGACCCUCCGGGGUAUGGGCAGGGAGGGGGGCACAUAGAAUGGGCCCCAACUUGUCCUGGAAGGAAAAGAGAGGCUGCCCCAUCCCUCCCCAGAGCUGCUCCAUCGCACACAUCUCAGGGCCAGCCCUGCGCAGUGGUGGGCCCCUCUCUUCAGCUUGCUGGUGCCUUUGAUUUCCCGCUGCAGGAGGGGAGGAGGGUUGUAAGAAGCCGGGGGCGCAGCGCUCCCCGGACGUCUCCCCCCUCUCCCCCAGCCCUUCCAGACCGUGUUCUCCUCCGCUGCAGAGCCGAGCGAGCACGGGCUGCGCCUCCUCUCCAGCGAGGAGCCUGCUGCAAAGAUCCCACCCUGGGCACUUCCCGUCCCCCAGGAGCUGGCAGGGGUGCUAUUUUACAGGGAUUUUAUAUGUCUUCCUUAAAAUUUCUCUGUGCCACAGGAACAGGGACUGGAACACCCAGAUCCAGGGUCUCACCAGGAUCCUGAGGCUGCGGUGAGCAGCACUGGGCUGUCCCUCGCUGCAGGGGAGGCUCCGUAGCUACAGCCAGCAGCAGCAGGGCCAAGGACUGACCGUCCGCAGGGCUCGGCGAGGUGGUACCUCGCUCUGUCCUCCUGCAUCCCCGGCACCCGCCUCCGCUGCCGGGGCUGGAGCUUCUCAGCGGGAAGAGCGAGUGUCAGCCGGUGCUAGGCAGCCUCCAGCCCCCGCAGCACACCCUCUGUCCCCAAAGGCUGCAGGGCCACUGCUGAAAUCACGCAGGAGAAAGAGGCCAGAGAGCUGCACAAACCUCCAGAUAACGCACUGGACUUAAUUCCUCCCCAGCCCUGCUGCUGCUCCGUAAAUCCAAACCACGCGCUGUCGCAAUUAACCCGUUAACGCAUUCACUUCAUGAAACGGCCCCUGCUCGCCCCGCUGCGUGGCUGCCGUGUACAUUCUCACUAGCCCCAGCUUUUAGACCGGGGUAAGUCCUCGCUGUAAGCCAGAGCAGCGACUGCUUCCUGCUGUAAUUAAGAUGCUAAGCGCCGGCCGGCUCGGUAUCACCCAAGCUCAGAGGGGAGGGAAGGGAAAUGAAUGUGUAAGUUAUAAAUGCCUUUAAGCCAGAAAUGUAAAACAUUAACUGCUAAUUUGUAUACAUUAUUUUUAUAAACCGAAGGCCUGUUUAAUCUAAAGCAGAACUGGUAAUAAAACGACCCUAAGA